AGAAAUGGGUUCUGCAGUUUGGGUGUAGGCCCCAAAAGCCUUGGUGGUGUCACAAUCACCUGACACCUCUGUGGCUUCAGAUCCAAGAUGUCCAGUCCCCUGGAACAAGCACUGGCUGUGAUGGUCACCACCUUCCACAAGUACUCAGGCCAAGAGGGUGACAAGUUCAAGCUGAGUAAGGCUGAGAUGAAGGAACUUCUGCACAAGGAGCUGCCUAGCUUUGUAGGGGGGGAGGUGGAUGAGGAGGGACUGAAGAAGCUGAUGGGCGACCUCGAUGAGAACAGCGACCAGCAGGUGGACUUCCAGGAGUAUGCUGUGUUUCUGGCCCUCAUCACUAUGAUGUGCAAUGACUUCUUCCAGGGCUUCUCACAGCGGGCCUGAAACAGAGCCCUUGACCCCCUGUCCAUGGGCCUUUCUGGUUCAGGAGGACUCUCUAUUCCUUUUAGUUUUGCACUCAAUAAACUUUGUUUUUGAAGAUAAUAUUGUAGUUGCUGAGUGAUGUUCUGUAACCUCAUUGGCUCAGUUGGAUGCUGGAAACUGAAGGCCUCCUAGAUCCCAUCUCCUUCUGGGCCCUGGUUCUCCUUCUGAAAUCUCCCCAAGGCCUUAGGUUCCAGACUUUUAGAUUUCAAAUGCAAGUAACAUUCUGGACAUUGAGAUA
Molecule: messenger RNA, 658 nt
Organism: Loxodonta africana (African savanna elephant)
Lineage: Eukaryota; Metazoa; Chordata; Mammalia; Proboscidea; Elephantidae
Gene: S100A2
Product: S100 calcium binding protein A2
Exons: 2
Coding region: 88-381 (97 amino acids)
Biological process (GO): endothelial cell migration
Molecular function (GO): calcium-dependent protein binding; transition metal ion binding; calcium ion binding
Source: RefSeq, a predicted model, not a curated record